ACCUGCGCCCCAAUGUGCAGCUCCUCUGCACCCAGCUGUGUACUCGGCGUGCACCCUUUGAUGUCCCCCCACACGUGUUUGCUCCCCCAGAUUCUGGUGGGUGGUCUGGAGUACCCCCUGGGGACCCUGCACAUCUACUCGGACAGCGCGCUGACCCUGCCGGCCAUCAUUGGCAUCGGUGCCGGCGGCGGCGUGCUGCUCAUCGCCAUCAUCGCCGUGCUCAUCGCCUACAAGCGCAAGACGCGUGACGCCGACCGCACCCUCAAGCUGCUGCAGCUGCAGAUGGACAACCUGGAGUCCCGGGUGGCGCUGGAGUGCAAGGAAGCCUUCGCCGAGCUGCAGACCGACAUCCAGGAACUCACCAACGACAUGGAUGGGGUGAAGAUUCCCUUCCUGGAGUAUCGCGCCUACGCGAUGAGGGUCAUGUUCCCCGGCAUCGAGGAUCAUCCCGUCCUGAAGGAGCUGGACGUAAGACCACCGCACCGGGCUGGUUACGUGGCGCCGCGUUGGUGGUCCGUCGCCAACGGCGACGUACACCUGCAAACGCACCUACCUCCCGAGCCCCUGCAGCUGCUGCGCUUAAAGCCAUCCAGUAAAGGGAGUAAAUUAUACCCUUUUCUGUUUAAAGUUCCCUAAGCUCUCCUGCAGUAUACGCCUCUAAGCAUGUGAACAAGCUUCUCUCUCUUCUGCCCUCCUCCUUCUUCUUUCUGUCUUUUAAUUAAAACCUGAGGUGGAAUGAAAUCGCAAACCCCAUGUGGGCUCAGUGAGCCGCGCGC
Molecule: messenger RNA, 776 nt
Organism: Paramormyrops kingsleyae
Lineage: Eukaryota; Metazoa; Chordata; Actinopteri; Osteoglossiformes; Mormyridae
Source: RefSeq, a predicted model, not a curated record